This is a messenger RNA of Erinaceus europaeus (western European hedgehog), 779 nucleotides long. RefSeq names its product centrosomal protein 20 (gene CEP20). The record is from RefSeq and is a predicted model, not a curated record. Gene Ontology annotation, biological process: cilium assembly; microtubule anchoring. Bases 86 to 610 code for a protein of 174 amino acids. Gene Ontology annotation, cellular component: ciliary basal body; motile cilium; centrosome. The transcript is spliced from 5 exons. Gene Ontology annotation, molecular function: protein binding. Lineage: Eukaryota; Metazoa; Chordata; Mammalia; Eulipotyphla; Erinaceidae.
CGUCUAUUGGUUGUAGAACACGCCGCGAAGGGGGCGGGGCCGCGCAUGCGCACGACCGAGCUUGGCCCCCGGCGGCAGUUGAAAAAUGGCGACUGUCGCCGAGCUGAAGGCUGUUUUAAAGGACACCUUGGAAAAACGGGGAGUAUUGGGACAUCUAAAAGCAAGGAUUCGAGCUGAAGUUUUCAAUGCUCUAGAGGAUGAAAGUGAAUCCCGGCCAUCACUAUCUCAUGAAAACCUUCUAAUUAAUGAAUUAAUUCGAGAGUACUUGGAAUUCAAUAAAUAUAAAUAUACAGCAUCUGUCCUCAUAGCAGAAUCUGGUCAACCCGUAGUUCCAUUGGACAGACAAUUUCUCAUCCGUGAACUAAAUGCAUUUGAAGAAUCAAAGGACAAUACAAUACCUCUUUUAUAUGGGAUUUUAGCGCAUUUCUUGCACGGAACUAAGGAUGACCUCCAAAACACAUUUUUGAAAGGGUCUUCUCUUCAACCUGCAAACCCAAAUCUUGGCAGACAUCCUAGUGGAAGAAAGCAAAUGGAUGACCAAGUAAGAAGAGAGAAAGGGAAAAGUACAAAUAUUGAAGAGUCUCACAUUUCUCAAGCAGUGAAGAGAUGACAUUUUCAUCUCAAAAUCUAUUCUUUUAAAAUUGUGUAUGUAUUAAAUAACUUAUUUAUUCUCCUGAUGUUAUCAGAAUGCACCACUAAUACUUUGUAGAAAUUUGAGUUUCUGGAAAUCAUCUAGACCCUCAUAUUUACUGCAUUUUGUGAAUAAAAGCUAACAAUGC